This is a messenger RNA of Liolophura sinensis, 4687 nucleotides long. RefSeq names its product adhesion G protein-coupled receptor B1-like. Gene Ontology annotation, cellular component: plasma membrane. Gene Ontology annotation, biological process: cell surface receptor signaling pathway; G protein-coupled receptor signaling pathway. NCBI's taxonomy places the organism in Eukaryota, Metazoa, Mollusca, Polyplacophora, Chitonida, Chitonidae. The coding region runs from base 292 to 3072 and encodes 926 amino acids. Gene Ontology annotation, molecular function: G protein-coupled receptor activity. The transcript is spliced from 22 exons. The record is from RefSeq and is a predicted model, not a curated record.
UUUAUAUGCCGUCUUCUUUCCACUUCAGGCGUUUUCACUUGUGAGGUGAGAGACUACAACCAAGUGGAAAAUAAGUCCAUUGGUGUGGAGGUGAUUGAACCGCCGUCUGUAGAAGUAAACACUCUCUCUGCCACAGUCAUUUAUAACUCUCCCCUCAGCUUGAACUGCCUGUCACCGGAAGACACGAGGGGGUUGUUUAAGUAUGCCUGGUUCCGGGCACAGAAACCACUGGAUCCGGGAGAAAACGAAGAGGUGGUGGAAGAUUUAGUGCCCACUGGCGCACGGCUAACGAUGAAAGCUGUCCGGAUAUCCUCGAACUACAGCUGUGUCGUCACCAACCAGGCCGGGGACUCCAGCUUAACGAUAGUGGUUUACGUCGUCAGCAGGAACGACAGUGAGCGCAUGUGCAAGGAGGAGUUUCUGGGCGGAACGCGCUGGGUGUCCACUGCUCCUGACGGCUUUGAUGAACACCGCUGUCCGCAAAAAUCCAGAGGGUUUACCAAGCGCUAUUGCCAAUGUUACGGUGAAGCCACAAAGCCAUGCUCCUGGUCAAAAGUCAAUCAAGCGGGAUGUCAGUCUGAAGAGUUCCUGGACAUAUCCAAUCAGUUAGACUCUUUUCUGUUGGGCUAUCAACACUCCACCUCAUUCGAGCUGUUUGACUUUCUGCUGGAAUUCAUUAACAGAACGGAGGGGACCGUCUUCAUGGGCGAUUUGAACGGGGCAAUAAAAAGCCUUUACCAGUUACUGGAGCACAACUACAAAUUCAAAUCAAAAGGAAAUGAACUGGAAAACUUUACCAUCCCUUUAAAGAGAGCACUAUGGCUUUUGGAUAAAAUAAUGACAUUUAGCCAUUCAGCUACGGUGGAAGAAUCCAGGGAACUACAAGUUUUAUAUUGGUUUAUUCACAUCAUCAAACUGUUGCUAGUCCAAGACAGAAGAACUUUGGGCAUAGCCUCGGGCGAAUCUCUUCAUACUGCUGGAAUUGCCUUCACGCACAUGAUCCAGGGAUAUCAUACCCCAUCAGAGGCAAAGGGAACUAUGGGUCAGGACUUGGGAGAAGACGUCAGCACGAUACCGAGUGGGCAUCCAAACCUUCUGCACCAUCAGACACAAGCCAAUGUAUCUGUGUAUGUGAUCAAAGUGCACACCGGCCUAUUAGAUGUUCCAACAGAUAUGUCAGGAUCGGAGACGUAUUCAGUAAUCAGCGACAUUUUCCUGGCACUGCCUGAGAAAGCCCGGAAGAUGAUCGCCAUCCGGUCAUCGUCCUCGGCUGUGAAGCUGCCCGUGACGGUCGAGCACAGAAUGCCGAUAAAUAUGGAUCAACGACGGAAUAUAACCAGGUGCAUUGAAUGGCAGACCACCAAAACGUUUCCUUAUGAGGGUGCCUGGACGCUGAACAGCUGUGUCGCGCUGAGUCAGGAUUCUUGGAAAACAACGUGUCUCUGCCCGUACUCCGCCCUGGUCGCUGUUGCCAUGAGCGACAAAGUAAUUGUAGAUCCAGACUCAGCAGGCGGAACCAUUACCAGAAUGUUGCUCAUCUUAGCCUGUGCCCUAGCCUUGUGUUGUCUUGUAUUCACCUUAACCAUCCACCUGCUUUUCUAUCAGAAUUUGAACGGUGACAUUUACGCCGUCAACACCAAUUUCGUCAUAUCUAUCAUUGUAGCGAACAGUAUUCUACUGUUUUGUGUGUAUAACCCACAUACACAGGUUCUGUGUGUGGCGGGUCGACUUCUCCUCUACUUCUUUUACCUGGCGGCCUUCUCGUUCCUGUUCAUGGAGGCGCUGCACCAAUUCCUGGUCCUCCAUAGAAACAUUCCACGGAUCGGAUUUGCUUUCCGUUACUUCGUUUUAGGUUGGGGAAUUCCAUCGAUAUUCAUCAUCGUGCUGGUCUACCUGUACGUCUCGGAUUACAGGAAUAAUGCUUACAGAUGUAAAUACGUAUGCUGGAUUUCUUACAGCCAGGAGUCCAGCGUACAACAAUUUGUUGCUAUGAUCGUGCCCGUGUCCAUCUUAAUUCUCAUCAGUGCCGUACUCUCAUGUCUCAGCCUCAGAUCAGUCAUGAAAUGGACUGACCAAGCCCGACAGCCCGAUAAAAGACAAAUCAAACACCGUGUGUGGCACUCAUCUUUCAUCCUUGUACUCCUUCUUCUAAUUGGCAUAUUCAAAGCUGUCAUUGAGAUAUCUGAAUACUAUGUUCAUUUCUACGUCUUCCUCUUUCUUAACCCACUACUGGGAUUCAGCAUCUUGAUACUCCGCUGUUUCUGUGAUAUUCAGGUGCGGAAGCGAAUAUUUUGUUCAAAGCACCCAAUUCUGGAUAAAAGCUCAACGCAGUCUUCAGUUCCUCUAGUCAGCAUAAACUCGAGCACAUAUUCAGGUUAUCUUCGACCUCAAGCCACCUGUGCUUCUCCAAGUCGAUCGGGAAUUUUGGCCUCUUGUGGUUCGCCCGGUGUGGUCAGCUCCGUAAAUAGUGACUACUCGCGGAGAAAAGAGCACCUGCUUUCCCUUCUUGGAACCAGCAAUGCUUAUGACGGGGUUCCCCUUGGGGAUCCUCCGUAUAAUAACGUAGUCAAUGCGGCAGGUCAGAAUCAGCGGGAUACUUUCCUGGAUAGCGGAAUAUACGAGGGAUCCGAUCCAGAAAAAGCCAGCUCGGCUUCCAGCAGCCUUAAGGAAAAGGGAACGUUGGCCCAAAGCGACAAGGGGCCCCUGAAUCUAACUGAGAAAAAGGCGCUGUGCCUUUGUGAUAGGGAAGUCAAUAGAAGAAGCCCUCGACGUGCUGUGAUGGCGGGAACGACUGUUCAGGAAAAUUUCCACUCAUAUCGUUACAGACUUUCUAAGUGCUCCAGCAAUUCGUCCGUGUCCAGCGAUGCCGCCAGAUCCAUUGGGACCAACGGUCAAACAAGACGUAGCUCUGGUUCCGCUGAAGACAGUCCGAAAUACGAAUGCACGUAUUCAGAGAUCAUCGGUACAGUGUCCGGCCCACUGGAUUCCAGUAACGACGGUGAUCAGCAAGAGACCAGACGGUCCAGCGAACAUUGUACAUUGUUAAGCGACAAAGAUUGUGAACAAUGUUGAAUCAUGAGGUUAAAGCAGAAAGGUUGUCCUGUUGAUUACAUGCGAGUUUAUUCUCCCAGCGGAUCAACAAUUCUCUCUGUGCAGUUAGCGUUUUGGUGCUCUUAAUAUUGUUUCAAGAAAACGUCCGGAUGAUGUACCACAAAUUCUAAACCCCCUAACCAAAGAAAGUGUCACUUAUCUCCAGAUAACUAUUGAAAUCAUUCAUACUAAUAUGUGUGGUUGCUUAGAAGUGCUGCUUUCUUCCUUAUGCUAUUCGUCUUUCUGAAGUGAUCGUGAGGUGACCUUAAAUAAACUAAUACGUCAAAGUGACACCAUGCCCCAGGAAAGUUACAUCAUGUCCCAGGAAAGUGACACCAUGCCCCAGGAAAGUGACACCAUGCCCCAGGAAAGUGAAGCUGUUUAAGACUUAAGUCAAAUUUAGUCUUAAUUUCGAAAAAGGAUUAUUACGCUAAAACUUUCAUGACAAAACUGAAAAUAAUCGCUUAUGCUCUAAUCCAAGAUAAGGGAUAAUACCACAAGUUUAGAACAAAUCUAAAUUAAGAUGAAGUCAUAAUUAUGAUUCCGGGGCUAGCUCCUUAAAUGCGAUAAGAUAAAGUAUAUUAUUUUUAAAAACAAGAUUGUAUUUAGGGCAGGUAACACCAGCGAUGUCUUACUAUACUUGACUGCCGUGAUGUAUUCGUGUGUGUUGGUUAAAUGUAAUUUUAAACACGGUUUCCAUGUUGGACAAUAAUCUGGCCUUAAAACGCCAUAUUGCCUUAAUUCUGUAAAUUUUUAAGUGUAUUCACAUCAUGUGUUGACUAAGCUCAAGUGAAGAUAGUAAUGUACAUUGCAAAUCGAUGAAAUCCAGUGACCGUUACGUUAAAUGCUAAGUUGAUGCACCUUGGUGGAACAUUGCAAAGAUUUCCACUCUUAACAGGUGGACAAUCCGAAGUUGGAAUAAUUAAACCUUCGCAAGUAUCAACUACCUGAAUAUAUACACCUCAAAGGGUUUGUACAUCCAACUAGGGUUUACAGCUUGCGCUAUAUACACCAGAGCGCAUAUGCAAUUAUAUAUGUGUGCGUAUGUUACUCGGAGGUAUUGUAUGAAAUUUCACACGGAUCUUGUUUCUAUGGUUGUGCAAAUGGUAUAAUCUUGUCCAUUUCUUAUUGUCGCUCAUAUUAGUAUACAUAUUCCAAAAUGUUUCUAAAAUGAUAGAGAACACCAUAUGAACUCCUCACAUCCAUUGCAUACUAUAUCCUUCAAUUCUUUUCCAUAUCACCUCCAACGCAGUACCGCGUCUUCAUUUAAAAAUGUCUUUUUUUAACACCUGAUAUUUUGCUCAAUCUCUGGCUUAUUGUGAAUCCACCCAACACACCUGGCUUUGAUCUCGCUACUCACUUUAUAUUUCAUAUUGUUUAUUUAAACCAUAUCCAUUAUUAAUAUGUUUACACCUGUGGCCUAUUUUGUACAUCAUUGUCUAUAGAUUUAUUCUUUGGUUAUUACCAUCUAUACAGAACGAGACUCUUUGCAAAUGAAAAACGGUGACGAAUAAAUGUUGAUAUCUGGUUACAUAUGAUAACACGACAGUGAUAAGUGGUCCUUCUGAAUUCUGUGUUUCUAGAAAUUGCAAACAUG